ACUGAAGGAGGGAUAGAGAAGUUUGUUUUCAAAAUGGUUUCUUUUCGAUUGUUCACUGUUGUCUUCACUCUAACAUUUUAUUUUGACUUCUAUCAAGCCACCCAUAAGAGAUGUCCUACUGAUGUGUGCAUGAACAGUAAAAUUGAUAUUAAUAAAGAAAUGAGGGAAAGAAUAAAUUUUACAUAUGGACCAGAGGGAGAGCGAGUUCGCUUCAAACCCGGGCUCUUUAGUUUUGGAUGCAGCUAUUUUAACAUGUACAAGGCUUGCGUACCCACGGGUUUGGAUCCAUGUAUUCCCAAAGGGCUUCGAAACAAAGUGAAGGAAUUUGUUGAAACUUAUGACAACAUCGCGUGUACCAAAGCUGAUAGAAUGGACAAAUUGAUCGACUGUAUGAACAAUGAAGAUGUCCAGAAAAUGUUUUUUGACGACCUGAGGUUUAAAGUUUCUUCCCUUCUGGCUAAAAUGAAAACAAAUGAUUCUGACGUAUGCAGUGAAAUGAAGUCGGAUAUCAGUGCCACCGUGACAAAACUCUCGGCUUAUUGCGACCAUGAUGGUCUGCGAGCUUUUUUGCAGUACAUGAACGAGUUGGCAGAAGAGGUACACGAUGAUUUCCCACUGGUUGUAGAUGGUUGGACAUAUAAACAAAAUUGCUAUGACGAGUUUAUGGAAGUGACAUCAACAGCCCAGAUUUCCCUUACCAGACGAGCUUCAGUCAUGGAGACUUCCCGGAUCUUCCGAUCUCUGCUUGGAAUGUAGUUUUGGCUCUUUGAUUUCUCUUUUAAGGAAUCAAGCAUGGAAUAAAAAUUAAUAUUGCAAAAUGAAAAAAAUAA
Messenger RNA from Saccostrea echinata, 830 nucleotides. RefSeq lists its product as uncharacterized. The transcript is spliced from 5 exons. The coding region runs from base 34 to 756 and encodes 240 amino acids. NCBI's taxonomy places the organism in Eukaryota, Metazoa, Mollusca, Bivalvia, Ostreida, Ostreidae. The record is from RefSeq and is a predicted model, not a curated record.